Aplysia californica (California sea hare) is the source of this 3689-nucleotide messenger RNA. Its product is annotated as deoxyribodipyrimidine photo-lyase. The record is from RefSeq and is a predicted model, not a curated record. Gene Ontology annotation, molecular function: deoxyribodipyrimidine photo-lyase activity. The coding region runs from base 10 to 1920 and encodes 636 amino acids. Gene Ontology annotation, biological process: photoreactive repair. Lineage: Eukaryota; Metazoa; Mollusca; Gastropoda; Aplysiida; Aplysiidae. The transcript has 11 exons.
GUGUGUGAAAUGCUAUGCACGUUACGGGGUUUGUUUACAUCGCGUUGUUUUCGCUGUGUUUACCAUCAAAGGUUACCAGUGGCCCUUGCUUUCAGAUCUGGGCAUAAAUUUAAUCAACGAGUGGGUUUUUGCAGAAUUGAACUCAAGCAAGCAUUUCUGCAUGAAAAGCUUCAGAGCAGCCCUGCCAAGUUGCAGAACACUUACAGUUAUUUGAUCCUGAGGACGGUGAAGGGAAAAUCUGGGCAGCGGUCAGAGUCAAUCAUGUCGUCUUCAGAUGAAGAAGUGGUGAACGGUGGUGCUACUAGCAAGACUGAACAAGAAGAAAAGACGAAAGAUUCAAAAGGCAAAAGAGCUGUAAAAAGAAAGCAGGACUCAAAGACCAACACCAGUGCAAAGAAAGCAAAGACAGCUGAGACAGCUGCGUCGGAGGACAGUAAUGGGGAAAGCGACAGUCCCUCGAAGAGUGAAGCAGGUGGAGACACUGGCGACUUUAUCGAGAGAAUCAACAAACAGAGAACAAGUGUGUGUGCCAGCGUGGAUAAGUUCAAAUUCAAUAAGAACAGGGUUCGGGUCUUGUCCAAGGAAGAAGACUUUCCCGACGACAGUGACGGAGUGGUCUACUGGAUGUCGCGGGAUCAGAGAGUUCAGGAUAACUGGGCUUUUCUGUAUGCCCAGCGUCUGGCUUUAAAGUUAGAAGCACCUCUUCACGUCUGCUUUUGUUUGGUACCCAAGUUUCUCGAGGCCACAAUCCGACAGUUCGGCUUCCUGCUGAAAGGUCUGGCUCAAGUGGAAAAGGAAUGCCGAGAGCUGAACAUAGCCUUUCACCUCCUGCUGGGAGAGGCGAGCAAAGUCCUUCCCCAGUUUGUGAAGGACAACAGCAUCGGAGGCGUGGUCACAGACUUCAGUCCCCUCCGCACACCGGCCAAGUGGGUGGACGAGCUGAAAGAGGCCCUGCCUGAAGACGUACCUCUCUGCCAGGUGGACGCCCACAACAUUGUCCCUUGCUGGCUGGCCUCCCCUAAGCUGGAGUACGGAGCCCGCACCAUUCGCAACAAGAUUCACAACCAGCUCGGCAGCUUCCUCACCGAAUUCCCGCCGGUGUCCCGCCACCCUCACCCACCAUCCAAAAUGCCACCAGUGACGGACUGGAAGGCAGCAGACGGGUACCUACAAGUGGACCGCUCUGUGGCAGAAGUCACAUGGGCAAAGCCCGGCACCGACCCAGGUCUGAGAAUGCUUGAGUCCUUCUGCGAGAAACGUCUGAAAAGUUUUGCCACUUCCCGUAAUGAUCCGAACAAGCAAGCUUUGAGCAAUCUGUCUCCAUGGAUCCACUUUGGCCAGAUCUCUGUCCAGCGCUGUAUCCUGAUGGUCAAAAAGUACCGGUCAAAGUCCAGUGAAGGUGUGAAUGCGUUCAUCGAAGAGGCGGUCAUACGGCGAGAGUUGGCGGACAACUUUUGUUUUUACAACGAAAAGUAUGACUCAGUCAAAGGAGCGUACGACUGGGCACAGAAGACGCUAAAAAUUCACAGCGGGGACAAGCGUCCGUAUUUGUAUGACCGAGAGAAGCUAGAACAGGGCAAAACUCACGACGAUUUGUGGAACGCUGCUCAGAUCCAGAUGGUGACAGAAGGGAAAAUGCACGGGUUCCUGCGGAUGUACUGGGCCAAGAAGAUUCUGGAGUGGACGCCGUCGCCCGCCGUGGCUCUGACCGAAGCCAUCUACCUCAACGACAAAUACAACCUGGACGGCCGAGACCCGAACGGAUACGUCGGCUGUAUGUGGUCCAUCUGUGGCAUCCACGACCAAGGCUGGGCAGAGAGGGACGUGUUUGGCAAGAUCCGCUACAUGAACUACAAGGGCUGCCAGCGCAAGUUUGAUGUGGCCAACUUUGUGAGGAAGUAUGGCAAGAAGAAGGCCUGAGGAGAGGCAUUUGGAGUGGGUGGUCGGUGGGUGCUGUUAUGUGUUUGCAAUUAGUGCGGUAUAUUCUUAUACUAAAACCGAAGAGCUUCUUUGACGAGUCCUCACCCGCAAACUUGUUAUUGUUUACUCUAAGUGUUCCUGGAGAUGAAUGCUCAUUUUGUUUUUGUUUUUUGGGGGGGUUUUUGUUGUUUUUUUAAUGGUUAUUCUCUAUUUUCUUGAGUGAAUCUAAUUCAACCCUUUGAAUCCUAAAUCUUGAAAUUUCUCAAAUCUGUAUCCCUGGACAUUUUUCGCAAAUUUCAUCAAAGCUCACAGUGUUUUGGGGGCACGUGCACAAAAAGACUGAGGGGAAGAACAUGGAGAAAUAAAUACAUCUGAUUACUCCCUUGUUGACCUUAUUCCAAAGUGGAAAUGUUGUAAGACAACGAACAAGAAAUAAAGAGAGUACUUUUGACGAACUACACAACUCAGGGCAGUCUGCGCCCCGGUGAACCGGCCUUACACAACACGGUAUAUACAGCAAAAUAUUGCUGGGGAAAGCCAUUUCAAAGCUCUACAGUUCUCCGCCAAUGAAACCCUGAGUUGUGUAGUCCGUCAAAAGUACCCUCUUAAUUUCUUGUUCGUCGUCUUACAUUAUUUCCACCUUGGAAUAAGGUCAACAAGGAAAUGACAGAUGUGUGCCCAUGCCGUUUUACCGACCUAACAGGUUCAAAGGGUUCGAAGUCAUGGUGUACAUGUCAAGAGUUUGCAUUUAUUUUUUGUCCUCUUUAGGGGGGUCAGUACACCUGUUGGCAUCGUGCUGAGCCACAGUAAGAAUGGCGGCAGUUUGAUCCCCCAAUGAGGCGUUCUUUUACCAGGGUUGUUUUGUUGUUGAGUUUUCAUUGUUCUUUUCCUACUGGGCUCGUUCCUGUGUAACUGUAAAAGCACAGGCCACUUGAUGAAUAUGCCGCAAUGUUUUAGGGGCAUUAUCUCCACACUUUACUCAUGUGCUCAUAAAGGCAAGCAGAAAAACAGAAUGAUUGUUCUUGUAUGUAAGCGAGACACCAAUAUUUGAGUUGUUUUUGUUUUUCUUCCAGAGUGAGGGGGGAACAUGGAUGUUUAUAUUUCAAGUUCAUGUAUACCAAUACUUUUUUGUAUUUGAAAAAGUUUCAUUUCACUUUCUGUUUAUGUGGCAGAAUGCAGGUAGCGGAUAUGCGGCCUUCCGGCCUUCCAAGCGCGUGGUUUCAAAUGGUACCAAAGCCCUUAGGAGAUAUAGGCCUUUCAUAUGGAACAGAUAGAUUUGGCAUACAGCUACUUUGAAAAUUUAGUUUCUGGUACCAACAAAACUGAAGCGUCCACAGUAUGGUUGCAUGCUUUGUAUUGCUCGUGAUUUUAUUGUUUAUCUAUUAGCUCUCAAGUUUGUGUUUCACAACUGUUUCUGGCAAUAUGGUUUUCAUUCUGAUGUUAUUCUCUCCCUUAUUUUAAAUUUUGUUACAUUUAUACAAAUGAGAAAUUUCACUGAUUUGUUGGGGGGGUUUUCCUGUUGCUCCAUGUUUGAACAAUUUUUUUUGCUUGAACGUUUGGUGAAAGUCAGUAUUUGACCCCACUUUGUGUUGAACAAGGUGAAUAUCUAUAUGUGAUGUUGUUUGUACGUGUGAUAGAGAUAUAUGACACUAGGCUGUCAUUCCAUGAUAUUAUUGUCAGACUACUGGAUAUCUUAACACUAUCCGUACGUCGUGUUUUACUAUCGUAUCCAUACGACGUUGGGAACUCUUUGCCACCACUUUCCAAAG